AUGCUAGAAAAUGUGUCUUGUGCUGAUGACCAGGAAAAAGAAAUUACAUCAAAAUCAACUGCAUUUGACCAGGCAGGUGAGGCAGCUCCUCCUCAAUUAAGCUUGGAGAAAAAAAAGCUAUUAAGAAAAAAGCUUAUUGAUUUUAGACAGACAUUACAUGGUUUAGGCAGAAGUUGUGUUGGAAGUGUGAGUCUUUGCACAGGUUUUAGCAUGGAACUACUUGAGGAAGUUGUUGGUAAUGCAAAUGACUUUAUGUCAGCAGAGGAUAUCAACACCAAAUUGCCCGUAUUCAACACUGAACAUGCUGUUGGUAUUUUUAAAAUUCUCAAUGACAUCAGAUGCGAAAAACAACCAAUAGGUAUGUAA
This is a messenger RNA of Paramuricea clavata, 366 nucleotides long. Lineage: Eukaryota; Metazoa; Cnidaria; Anthozoa; Malacalcyonacea; Plexauridae. The record is from the annotation of a GenBank genome assembly.